AAUUAUUAUUUUGAUUUGAAAUAUGUAUAUAAAGUUUAAAUUUUGUUUUAUGGUUAGUUUAGAAUAAAAAAUUUUAGGCAAUUAGAUUGACCUAUUUUGGUAUAUUUUAAAAGUGGCCUAGAUAACUUUCAAUUUUUUUAAAAAAUAUAAGUCCAUUACUUUUUUUCUUAAUACUACUAUCCUUGUUUUCAAACAAAAAUAUUUUUUUUAAAAAAGUCUGCAAUCCAUGUCUCCAAACACUCUAAAUUUUUUAAUAGUCUUAUUCAAGUCUCCAAACACUCCAAUUUUGUACUUGAGUUUUAAUAAGAUAGAUAAAGUUAGAGAUGAAAUUUAUUUUAAAGAAAGAUAAAAACAAAAACUUUUGUGUAUGUUUAUAUAAAAUUUAUAUAUAUGAUAAUUAUUAAUUUAUGAUUUUAUUGGGACCAUUUAUUUAUCUAAGAAUUUUUAAAAUAUUAUUAUCUUAUUUAAUUUUGUCAUAUUUUACUCCAGCUUAACUUGUGAUUAGAGAAAUUUAUUGAUUUAUCUUGUUUAUUAAUUUAUAAAAUAUUAAUUUAUAGAGUUUUUCUAUUGUAAAUAGUUUCAUAGACUUAUUAGGUAAUAUAUAUUUAGAUUACUUUUAAAUACUCUAUCAAUCAUAAUCUCCAUAAUUAGGUGAGAUUAGAGUUAACUUGUAACUGAUCAAUCUUAAGUCAACAACUUUCACAUCUACCAAUAUCUUUUUUUCUGGUAUCUUAUCUAGCAAUAUCUAGAGUUGACACCAAUAUCUCGAACUCAGUAAGGAUGGAUGUAAAUAUCUAAAUACCUUGACUUUGCAGAUCUGAUGACAAACGUCCUAAUUUGGACACUAAGAUAAUGGAAUCAAUCCCAAGGCUAUUAAGGCAAUAUAUCGCGCGCGGAUUCUCAUAGUUCCCUUAAAUUUUCGAGACCAGCGUUUCAUAUUCGUUUAUAAAGACUCAUCCUUCUUUUUCAGUAGAUUGUAAAUUAAGUCGGAGAUAACAAACAAACAAACAAAAAACAUGAAUCUAGCAUUGGCCUUUGUGGUGUUACUCGCAAUUCUUGUGUCGGUGGCUGACGCUGAGUGGGACGACGCUCACGCUACGUUUUACGGCGACAUUAACGGCGGGGAAACCAUGCAAGGAGCAUGUGGUUACGGAGAUCUAUUCCAAGAAGGUUAUGGGUUAGAGACGGCCGCGCUAAGCACGGCGCUCUUCAACAACGGCAAGACAUGCGGCGCUUGUUUCGAGCUCGUAUGUGCAAACUCAAAAUGGUGCAAACCAAACGCCGGUUCCAUCACAGUCACAGCAACUAAUUUCUGCCCACCCAAUUACUCCCCACCGCUUAAUACACGUUGGUGCAACCCUCCAAACAAGCACUUCGAUCUAUCGAUGAAAAUGUUCGUUUCCAUAGCCGAGUACAGCGGAGGAAUAGUUCCUGUGAAGUUCCGGCGAGUGAAGUGUCAGAAGAGAGGUGGUGUGAGGUUUGAGAUCAAGGGGAAUCCUUAUUUCAUCAUGGUUUUGGUGUAUAACGUUGGAGGUGCAGGAGAUGUAACUAGUCUGGCUAUUAGAGGGAAUAAUAGUCCAUGGAUCCCUAUGCAGAGGAACUGGGGACAAAACUGGAAUACUGGUGUGCGUUUGGUGGGACAAAGACUCUCGUUUUUGGUCCAAACCAGUGAUGGUAUGCGCAUGACGUUCGUUGAUGUGGCGUCAGAGAAUUGGGGGUUCGGUCAAACUUUUGAAGCAAGUCGAGCAACAUUAAACUUUCAUUAGACUUCAGAUGAUUUUAGUUUCUAGAGUUUUUAGUUGGAAGAUACUAUUUCAUCAUUAAAUAAAAACUAUAACAUUCCGGUGUGGUAGUAUAUAUUAAAAACUGUGAUUUAUAUUUUUUCAGUCGAAAACUUUAAAAUGUUUAAAAUGUAAUAGUGGAAGAAAAAAAUAAAUUAUCAAAAGUUGAUUUAUUAUAUGAAACCAAAUUACAGAAAAAGAUUUUGUGUUGAUUGUAUAAUGAAUCAAUUUUUGUUUUUUGGAAAACUGAUAUUUGGUCGGAUGUUGAAUCCCACAAGCCGAGUGAGCAUGAGUGAAGGUCCACUGACUGUCGUGGCAUUACAAAAACAGGGUUUGUUUUAAGAAACGUUUUCUAUUUUAGAGUAGGCAUGGACAUUUGGAUAUCAGAUCGGGUUCGGAUCUGAUUUUUUGGAUAUCAAAUAAUUCAAAUAUAGAAAAAUUGGUACUGAUCGGGUAAUUCUAAAUUUCAGAUCAGAUUUGGUUUGGCAUUUGUCGGAUCCAGAUAUUUUUUGGUAUAUCCGAAUGAACCAACAAAAAUUCGGUUCCGAUUCGGAUUGACUUGUUAUAAUCCAAACGUAUAGAAAAAUAAUCGAUUUUAACCCAAAUAUUUGGUUUGGAUCUGGUUUUUAUAUCCAAACAUGUCCAAGAAUAUCCAG
Messenger RNA from Brassica rapa (field mustard), 2437 nucleotides. Its product is annotated as expansin-A23. Gene Ontology annotation, biological process: plant-type cell wall organization. NCBI's taxonomy places the organism in Eukaryota, Viridiplantae, Streptophyta, Magnoliopsida, Brassicales, Brassicaceae. Gene Ontology annotation, cellular component: extracellular region. The record is from RefSeq and is a predicted model, not a curated record.